CGCGCCGCCGUCCCAGAAGUCUUUGGGAGGCGGCGGCGCGGGCCAGGCAACUCGUUGGUCCCAGGGAAGAUGGCGGCGCCGGAGCCGAGGCAUUAGGGAAAUUUCGCGCCGCGGACGCCCGCUGGUCUUGGCGCACCGGCCGGCCAGGCCCUUCCUUCAAAAGAGACCCAGCGUCCUCCUGCUGCCGCCAUCAUCACUCACCUGGGCCAGUGCAGACCCUCCGCCGCUUCUUCGGCUGUGCCCUUGGCCCCCCCCCCCCGCCCCGAUCUGUUACCCAGAUAGCCAGAGGGGCCCUGGUGAAAUCCAAGAGCUGGUGACUGCCCUCAUGUGUGACUUGCGGCGGCCGGCAGCAGGUGGGAUGAUGGACUUGGCCUACGUCUGUGAGUGGGAGAAAUGGUCCAAGAGCACGCACUGCCCGUCGGUGCCCCUGGCCUGCGCCUGGUCCUGCCGAAACCUCAUCGCCUUCACCAUGGACCUGCGCAGCGACGACCAGGACCUGACCCGAAUGAUCCACAUCCUGGACACGGAGCACCCCUGGGACCUGCACUCCAUCCCCUCAGAGCACCGGGAGGCCAUCACCUGCCUGGAGUGGGACCAGUCAGGCUCCCGGCUCCUGUCAGCAGAUGCCGACGGGCAGAUCAAGUGCUGGAGCAUGGCGGACCACCUGGCUAAUAGCUGGGAGAGCUCGGUGGGCAGCCUGGUGGAGGGGGACCCCAUCGUGGCCCUGUCCUGGCUGCACAACGGUGUGAAGCUGGCCUUGCACGUGGAGAAGUCGGGCGCCUCCAGCUUCGGGGAGAAGUUCUCCCGCGUCAAGUUCUCGCCUUCACUCACGCUGUUUGGCGGCAAGCCCAUGGAGGGCUGGAUCGCGGUGACGGUCAGCGGCCUGGUCACCGUGUCCCUGCUGAAGCCCAGCGGGCAGGUGCUGACGUCCACGGAGAGCCUGUGCCGGCUGCGCGGCCGCGUGGCCCUGGCCGACAUCGCCUUCACGGGCGGCGGCAACAUCGUGGUGGCCACGGCGGACGGCAGCAGCGCCUCGCCCGUGCAGUUCUACAAGGUGUGCGUGAGCGUGGUCAGCGAGAAGUGCCGCAUCGACACGGAGAUCCUGCCCUCCCUGUUCAUGCGCUGCACCACGGACCUCAACCGCAAGGACAAGUUCCCCGCCAUCACCCACCUCAAGUUCCUGGCCCGGGACAUGUCGGAGCAGGUGCUGUUGUGCGCGUCCAGCCAGACCAGCAGCAUCGUGGAGUGCUGGUCCCUUCGCAAGGAGGGGCUCCCGGUCAACAACAUCUUCCAGCAGAUCUCCCCCGUGGUUGGUGACAAACAGCCCACGAUUCUCAAAUGGCGGAUCCUGUCCGCCACCAACGACCUGGACCGGGUGUCAGCCGUGGCGCUGCCCAAGCUGCCCAUCUCGCUCACCAACACCGACCUCAAGGUGGCCAGCGACACCCAGUUCUACCCUGGCCUUGGGCUGGCCUUGGCCUUCCACGACGGCAGCGUCCACAUCGUGCACCGGCUCUCCCUGCAGACCAUGGCCGUCUUCUAUAGCUCCGCGGCCCCGAGGCCCGUGGAUGAGCCGGCCAUCAAGCGCCCCCGUACCGCAGGCCCCGCCGUCCACUUCAAGGCCAUGCAGCUGUCCUGGACCUCGCUGGCCCUGGUGGGCAUUGACAACCAGGGGAAGCUGAGUGUGCUCCGCCUGUCACCCUCCAUGGGCCACCCGCUGGAGGUGGGGCUGGCGCUGCGGCACCUGCUCUUCCUGCUGGAAUAUUGCAUGGUGACUGGCUACGACUGGUGGGACAUCCUGCUGCACGUGCAGCCCAGCAUGGUGCAGAGCCUGGUGGAGAAGCUGCACGAGGAGUACACGCGCCAGACUGCGGCCCUGCAGCAGGUCCUCUCCACCCGGAUCCUGGCCAUGAAGGCCUCGCUCUGCAAGCUGUCCCCCUGCACGGUGACCCGCGUGUGCGACUACCACACCAAGCUCUUCCUCAUCGCCAUCAGCUCCACCCUGAAGUCACUGCUGCGCCCCCACUUCCUCAACACGCCCGACAAGAGCCCCGGAGACCGGCUGACCGAGAUCUGUGCCAAGAUCACCGACGUCGACAUUGACAAGGUCAUGAUCAACCUCAAGACGGAGGAGUUUGUCCUGGACAUGAACACGCUGCAGGCGCUGCAGCAGCUCUUGCAGUGGGUGGGCGACUUCGUGCUCUACCUGCUGGCCAGCCUGCCCAACCAGGGCUCCCUGCUGCGGCCGGGCCACAGCUUUCUGCGGGACGGCACCUCGCUGGGCAUGCUUCGGGAGCUGAUGGUGGUCAUCCGCAUCUGGGGCCUGCUGAAGCCCAGCUGCCUGCCUGUGUACACGGCCACCUCGGACACCCAGGACAGCAUGUCCCUGCUCUUCCGCCUGCUCACCAAACUCUGGAUCUGCUGUCGAGACGAGGGCCCAGCAAGUGAGCCGGACGAGGCGCUGGUGGACGAGUGCUGCCUGCUGCCCAGCCAGCUCCUCAUCCCCAGCCUGGACUGGCUGCCCGCCAGCGACGGCCUGGUCAGCCGCCUGCAGCCCAAACAGCCCCUGCGGCUACAGUUUGGCCGGGCACCCACGCUGCCUGGCAGCGCCGCCACCCUGCAGCUCGACGGCCUCGCAAGGGCCCCAGGCCAGCCCAAGAUCGACCACCUGCGGAGGCUGCACCUCGGCGCCUACCCCACGGAGGAGUGCAAGGCUUGCACAAGGUGCGGCUGCGUCACUAUGCUCAAGUCACCCAAUAGGACCACGGCGGUGAAGCAGUGGGAGCAGCGCUGGAUCAAGAACUGCCUGUGUGGCGGGCUCUGGUGGCGGGUGCCCCUCAGCUACCCCUGAGCCAGGCUGCCAGGGAGCCUCCGCACACCCUGGACACUCUUUGGCAUCAUUAACCUCAGCCCGCCCCGGAGGGCUGUUGAAGACCAUGGGCCGGGCGCCUCUGUGACCAACAGAUCUUCUGAGGACGCCCCUGAGCCUUUCUCCAGUUGGGGCUGCAGCCCACACACCACCCUCCCAGGACCCCCAGAUCCCCGGACCAUCUGCGAACUUCAGAUUCCUGGACUGUUCACGGCCUACACUCCACCCUUCCCGGGACCCCGAAAUUCCCGGACUGUCUGCAUCCAGAGGACCAGCCACGACAGCUGGGGGUCCAGGCAGACCCUGCAGUGACCUGGCUCGGGGCACCUGCCUCGGUUUCCUUGCCUCGCCUGGAGAGGGCAUUGAACAUGGACAAACUGUGGCUGGGGAGGGCAGGUCCAAUAAACGCCCUCCACGCCCA
This is a messenger RNA of Callithrix jacchus (white-tufted-ear marmoset), 3290 nucleotides long. RefSeq names its product mediator complex subunit 16 (gene MED16). Gene Ontology annotation, cellular component: mediator complex. Gene Ontology annotation, biological process: positive regulation of DNA-templated transcription. Gene Ontology annotation, molecular function: protein binding. NCBI's taxonomy places the organism in Eukaryota, Metazoa, Chordata, Mammalia, Primates, Cebidae. The record is from RefSeq and is a predicted model, not a curated record.